Misgurnus anguillicaudatus (oriental weatherfish) is the source of this 2460-nucleotide messenger RNA. The record is from RefSeq and is a predicted model, not a curated record. NCBI's taxonomy places the organism in Eukaryota, Metazoa, Chordata, Actinopteri, Cypriniformes, Cobitidae.
UCUGCGCAGCACCGCACCGCAUGAAGUCGAACACACCUACAGUCUCGGUGCGGCGUCCGCUGAAUGAAGUCAGGUUGUCUGGAGACCGCAAUGGCUAUGGGUCUUACGUCGAAAAAAUCCUCUUCUAGAAACAUCGCCGUCGAGCGCAAAAACCUCAUCACCGUGUGCAGGUUUUCAGUGAAAACUUUGUUGGAGAAGUACACUGCCGAGCCCAUUGAUGACUCCUCGGAGGAGUUUAUUAACUUUGCUGCAAUUUUGGAGCACAUCCUCAGCCACCGUUUCAAAGGUCCAGGUGGUUGGUUCAGUUCAGAUGGCCAGAGGAGCUUUUGGGACUAUAUUCGUCUGGCCUGCAUUAAAGUUCACAACAACUGCAUCAGUAGCAUUGAGAACAUAGAGAACAUUAGCACAUCACGAGCGAAGGGACGAGCCUGGAUUCGUGUGGCUUUGAUGGAAAAGCGUUUGUCUGAAUAUGUCGCCACAGCAUUAAGAGACACUCGAACUACUAGGAGAUUUUAUGAUGAUGGUGCUGUAAUGCUAAGAGAGGAGGCGACUGUUCUGACUGGGAUGCUGAUUGGUCUCAGUGCUAUUGACUUCAGUUUUUGUCUAAAAGGAGAGGUUUUAGAUGGAAAAACACCUGCAGUGAUCGACUACACACCUUACCUAAAGUUCACCCAGAAUUAUGACUACAUGAGCGAUGAAGAGGACCGCCGCAGUGUGGACAGCAGUGCCAGUGAUGAGAGCGUAGCCGAGCAUCCUUACAUUCCCCUGGUAACAGAUGAAGAGACCUGGAGCAACAAAUGCAAAAAGAUGGAGCAGAGAUUCAAGAUCGUCUAUGCCCAAAAGGGUUAUUUAGAGGAAUUGGUGCGCUUGAGGGAGUCCCAGCUGAAAAAUGUUGAAACUGAAAACAAGAGGCUUGAUGCUAAACUAGAGGAACUGCAAAUGCAGAGCCAACAAGAGAAGAAGGAACUCGAGGACAUCAUACUGGAGCUGCAAGCACAACUCACUGGCAUCAUUCCCUGUGAAUCGUCUCAUUUGGUUAAAGGCCUUUCUAUUCCACUCAUCAACCAAUGUAGAACUUCACAAGCUCCCAACAACAGAGGAAACGUAAAGCUGUUUCGCCGGAGAAGCUUUCACAGUUUGGACUUCUCGGCUGAUGUAAGUUUGAACUCUGAUUCUCAAAAGGAAGAUGGCAAUCAGAAUGGAGACACAGCCUGGUCAGCAGCUAAAGACAACACACCCUCUAUGUUGGGACUGUGUGGUUCUUUGGCCUCUCUGCCCAGCUGUAAGUCUCUGGCAAGUCUCAAGUCCAAUGAGUAUUUGGUCAACAUCAGCACAGAGCCAAGUCCUGCCCUCUCCCCCAGCUAGGGGGCGCCAGAGUAAAAAAAAAAAACUCAUUCCCUGCUGCACUUCUGAUAUCCCCCAUAGCCAGUGGUUUGGAAUAAAACAUGCCAGUAUUACAUUUAAAAAAUAUAAAAUAUACAUAUACAUAUAUAAAGUAUUAUUUCAGGCAUGUUUCUUCGCCACAAGGUGUUUUAUCUGAAUAUCAAACCACAAAAAAUUAUUUUUUUCAUAUUUACUUGACAGUUUAUUAAUCCCUCUUGUCUUCCUCCACCCUUUCAAUUUGGUGUUCAUCUGCAUGUUGUCUGUUUUCAACAUUCCUUGGACCGGGUAUUAAAGCCCACAGGCAUGACAGUUUCUUGAAUUCCCUGCAUCAAGGCACAACAGAGUAAAGUGAUAAACAAAACUCACAGCUUGGCAGGUAUUACACAUAUACAGAUUCUCAACAUUCUACAUACAAGUUUUUAUCGCACGUUUGGUUGAUAUGGACUUUAAAAAUGUAUGCUUGCUGCUCAGUUAACAGUAUAGUUACUGGUGCCAUUCCAAAAAUUCAAUCUAUUUGCUGUGCAAAGUAUCCAAAGCAUCCAGCUGGUCAUGUGAAUUCAAAAUGUCUGCCCCCAUGACGCAACCCACUCAGCAUAAAAUAAAACAGCUUUAAUUUCAACACUGAUCCGCUCGCUAUAAACUGGAGUCUUCAUCUCAUGUAAACGUCUUUUAAACGAUACCUGUUUAUUUCUUUGUGUUAAACAUAACCACGAGGAAAGAAAUUACUGAGAGUGCACACAGAAACUGCUUCUUAACAAAGGAUCUGAAAAAAGAAAUGGAUAGACAUCAGGAGACGGUAACUACAAUCUGUAUUUGCAUGUGAAAGUGCUUUAUUGAGGUUGUAAAUGCCUUCACAGUCUACAUCUUCUUACCUCUCUGAUGGUUAUAUGAUGUGAAUGCAAGUAUAUCAACUGUUGUCAGCUAAACACCUUUAUCUUAUUUAUCUUAUGGAUGUCGCUUUGUUUCUUGUGUUUUUUAAGUUUCUAUAGGGAUACAAAAUUGUCUAUUUUGUUAUGCUGUGGCAGUGCUUUGCUGUUUUGAAUUAUAAUAAACUAUUUUUUGCUAUCUCAAUUAAGA